Molecule: messenger RNA, 4415 nt
Organism: Diabrotica virgifera virgifera (western corn rootworm)
Lineage: Eukaryota; Metazoa; Arthropoda; Insecta; Coleoptera; Chrysomelidae
Product: zinc finger protein 235-like
Exons: 1
Coding region: 511-1446 (311 amino acids)
Biological process (GO): regulation of transcription by RNA polymerase II
Cellular component (GO): nucleus
Molecular function (GO): DNA-binding transcription activator activity, RNA polymerase II-specific; RNA polymerase II cis-regulatory region sequence-specific DNA binding
Source: RefSeq, a predicted model, not a curated record
AGACUUGUUCCUUUUACUUAUUUCAUAUUAUUUACUUGUCAAAUAAAGAUUCGCUUAAAUUUAAACAACCUAUUGCAAAAUAAGUUAUAAGAAACCAAUACAGAUGAUGGAAUAAGAAAUUAUUUAAAAUGGGAUUUGUAGGUCUUGUUUUUCCAAAAAAAUCUUGAACCACCGGAUAUGACCUCCCCCUUCACUUACAGACCAGCCGCCACUGACUCACACUGGAGAAAGUCCUUACAAGUGUAAUAUUUGUUUGAAGCAGUUUACUCAUGCAAGUAAUUGGAGAAGACAUUUGAGAACACACACUGGAGAAAAGUCUUACACGUGUCAUAUUUGUGUGAAACAGUUUACUCAAGCCAGUAGUUUGAAAUCACACAUGGUGACUCAUACUGGAGAAAACCUCAUAGAUGUGAAAUUUGUGUGAAACAGCUUAUUGAUGCAAAAGAAAAUCCUUACAAGUGUGAUACUUGUUUGAAGCAGUUUCCUCGAGCCAGUAGUUUGAAAUCACACAUGGUGACUCAUACUGGAGAAAAGCCUUACAAGUGCGAGAUUUGUCUUAAACAGUUUACUCAUGCCAGUAGUUUGAAAUCACACGUAAUGACUCACACUGGAGAAAAGCCUUACAAGUGCAAACUUUGUUUUAAGCAGUUUACUCAGGCUGGUCAUUUGAAAUCACAUAUGAUGACUCACACUAGAGAUAAGCCUCACAAGUGUGAAAUUUGUUUGAAGCAGUUUACUCAAGCCAGUAGUUUGAAAUCACACAUGAUGAUUCACACUGGAGGAAAUCAUUACAAGUGCGAGAUUUGUCUUAAGCAAUUUACUCAAGCCGGUCAUUUUAAGUCACAUAUGAUUAUUCACACUGGAGAAAAGCCUUAUAAGUGUGAUAUUUGUUUUAAGAAGUUUACUAAAACCAAUCAUUUGAAAUCACAUAUGAUGACUCACACUGGAGAAAAGCCUUACAUGUGCAAAAUUUGUUUUAAGCAGUUUACUCAGGCUGAUCAUUUGAAAUCACAUAUGAUGACUCACACUGGACAUAAGCCUUACGUGUGCGAGAUUUGCCUUAAACAGUUUACUCAUGCCAGUAGUUUGAAAUCACACAUGAUGACACACACUGGGGAAAAGCCUUAUAAGUGUGAUAUUUGUUUUAAGAAGUUUACUCAAUGCGGUCCUUUGAAAUCACACAAGGUGACUCACACUGGAGAAAGUCCUUACAAGUGUGAUAUUUGUUUGAAGCAGUUUACUGAUGUAAGUAAUUUGAGAAGACAUUUGAAAAUACACACUGGAGAAAAGCCUUACAAGUGUGAUAUUUGUUCUAAGCAGUUUACUCAAGCCAGUAGUUUGAAAUCACACAUCGUCGGUCUAAGAUGCAAAUUGCCUAAGUCACAAAUUGAAAAUUUUACAGGAGAACUUUGGAACUUGCCUAUGUCCAAAAGACAACAAAAAUAAUAUAACUGAAAAUUGCCUAAGUCCAUGCAAUACAUAUUUGACCAAAAUUAAUUAAACAAAAUAUUUACACAAACUUAAAAAAAAUGGACUUAGGCAAUUUGCAUCUUAGACCGACGACAUGAUGGUUCACACUGGAGGAAAUCCUUACAAGUGCGAGAUUUGUCUUUAGCAAUUUACUCAAGCCGGUCAUUUUAAAUCACAUAUCAUGACUCACACUGGAGAAAAGCCUUACAAGUGCGAGAUUUGUCUUAAGCAGUUUACUCAUGCCACUAGUUUGAAAUCACACAUGAUGACUCGCACUGGACAAAAGCCUUACAAGUGUAAAAUUUGUUUUAAACAGUUUAUUCAAGCCAAUAUUUUGAAAUCACACAUGAUGACUCAUACUGGAGAAAAGCCUAACAAGUGCAAAAUUUGUUUUAAGCAUUUUACUCAAGCCAGUAUUUUGAAAUCACAUAUGAUGACUCACACCAGUGGCGGUUAUCCCUUUAGGUCAAUUGGUCAAUGGCCUGUAAUAAUUGUACAAUCAAACGAUUAUAAUGUAAUUAUUUCCUUAAAAAAAAAGAAAAUUUUCUGUAUUAAAAAUGUUCGGAAUACAAUAGUAUCGUUCAAAGUUAAAUUUUGCUUUUAUUGUAUUGACAUUUCAGUCAUUUUGUUGUUGUAAAAUAUAGCGACAAAGAUGCCGCCAAAAGAUUACCGAUAAAUAAACAUGAAAUACGAGCUGUUUGACAGUACCGAAAAGCCAAAUUUAUCUUUUACUGAAACUACCGCAAUAUUACUCUUAAACAGCUAAAUACGAACAUUCACGAUGGUCAAGAAAUUUAUUUGACCUCACUGUGAGAAUACAGCACUGGGAUUCCGAACGUUCACGAAAAUGCUCUCUUAUAUGCAAGUUGGUACCAUCGUGGUCAUUGACCGUAGACCGUAGAUCUACGGUUGAGACGUGACUAUCUAUGCAGGGAGUAAGAUUAGUUCGGAAUUUACAAAGUUAAGGGCGUUCGUGAGAUUAGUAUUAUUUUAUUAUAGAUUUUUAUAAAAUGUCUGUAGUGGUUAGUAUAAAUGAACUCCAACGCCAAAUGAAAUUAAAUUGAAGAAGAAUCGAUUUACUUUUUAAAUCCGCAUAAAAAUGUAAGUUUUUAUUUAUUUUAGGUUUUGAGUUUAAGUAGUUUGUUGAUAUUCUGGCUGUUAUAAUUACAUAUUAUAUCAUACUAUUUAUCUGAUUUAUUUGACAAUUAGUAAUGAAGACUUGUUCCUUUUACUUAUUUCAUAUUAUUUACUUGUCAAAUAAAGAUUCGCUUAAAUUUAAACAACCUAUUGCAAAAUAAGUUAUAAGAAACCAAUACAGAUGAUGGAAUAAGAAAUUAUUUAAAAUGGGAUUUGUAGGUCUUGUUUUUCCAAAAAAAUCUUGAACCACCGGAUAUGACCUCCCCCUUCACUUACAGACCAGCCGCCACUGACUCACACUGGAGAAAGUCCUUACAAGUGUAAUAUUUGUUUGAAGCAGUUUACUCAUGCAAGUAAUUGGAGAAGACAUUUGAGAACACACACUGGAGAAAAGUCUUACACGUGUCAUAUUUGUGUGAAACAGUUUACUCAAGCCAGUAGUUUGAAAUCACACAUGGUGACUCAUACUGGAGAAAACCUCAUAGAUGUGAAAUUUGUGUGAAACAGCUUAUUGAUGCAAAAAAAAAUUAACAUUUGAGAACGCACAGUGGAGGUCUUGCCAAGUGUGACAUUUCUUUUGAUUUUAAUUUUUUUCUGUUGUCUUUUAAUUAAUUACGCAAGCUCGCAAACAAUUCAUUUGAAAAGACACACUGGAGAUACAACUUUAUAAGUAUUAUUAUGAAGUUAUUUUGUUGUAUAUAUGCAUUUUACUAUUUUGUUGAGAAUAAGCAACAAUUUUACUUUAAAAUUAUGUUUGUUUGACGUUUUGAUUACCACGUCGCAAACUUUGUUUGCUAACACUUUUGCUUGUUAAUAAGUAAAAGAAGACAGCUGACCGAAAAAAUGACUCCAACUAAACAACACUGAAGAAAUUAAAUAAAGAUAUCCACCGAUCAAUCCAAAAAGACAAGCGACUACAAUACAAGAGAAAUAACUAAUAAUUCAAGAAAAGAAAAGUUUAAAAGUUUUGAGGCGAAAUACGAAUAACAUUUGCACAAAUAUAUCGUCGUCGUCGCGGCAAAAGACACUAAUAGUCAUAAGAGCUAGUGAACCCUCCGACUAACGGUCGUCCUGUAAGGCUAGAAAUUUUUCUAGUGAUAAUUCAUAGCACACCAAGGCUAAAAACCAUGACCUGGCAGGCAUCAGCGGUGCUCGUGUAUCUACCAGGUGAAUCGAAAAGUGCAAAUUUAGGGGGUAAAAUAAACUUUCUCCUGUAAGGUUUAAAUUUAAGUAUGUGUUUGAGUAAGUCAUUUAGAAGAAAUGUGUACAAUGACAGGCGAUUCUGAAGAGCAUAAGACCUUGCCAGGCGAGGGGAAAGAUUAGGGGUUUUUCCUAAAAUUAUUCUUUUUGCAUCGAACAAAUUUUUUUUAGGUUUUUUGAAUCAUUCCAAACAGAAAAGGUCUUUAGUGAUUUUUCUCUUAAGUUAAUAGUUUUUGUUAUAUAAGCGAUUGAAAAUUGCGAAAUCGGCCAUUUUUAACCCUAAAUCGGACAUUUAUCUAAAAAUUUCAAAGUUGCCAAGGUAGGUAUAUAUUCUUUAAACGUUGAUGAAAUCCCAAAGAGUUUUUUGCAAUACAAUAUCGGAAACGCAUUUGUUUUUUAAUUGCUAAUCAAGCGGGCGCGACACUGCAGUAUAAGUGAGGACGUUUGAGUCGGCAUAAAUUCAUUAUCUCGAGAAUGGGCAAAUUUCAAGAGAAAUCCUGAGACAGGUCGAUUUUUAUUUUUAAAUUAGGACUUUUUGGCAUAUAUAUAAUACUAGUGACGUCAUCCAUCUGAGCGUGAUGACGUAAUCGACGAUUAUUUUAAAUGAG